UGAACCCCCCGCCUGCAGAGAGAGGGGACAGGCAUCCAGCUGUGAGCGAGAUGGUGUUUUUGUUGUCACUUGUAAACAAAAAAGUGCAUUGUGGGUAAUACUGAAAUGUCCCGCUGCGUCUCAUCAGGAACCUUCAAACUUUGGGGUCAAUCCAUCCAGGUGAACUGGGCGGAGCCUGAGAAGGACGUCGACGAGGACGUGAUGCAGAGAGUUAGAGUGCUCUAUGUGCGUAACCUGAUGCUGAGCACCUGUGAGGAGACUCUUCGUCAGGAGUUUUCUCAUUUCCGCCCGGGCAGCGUUGAGCGCGUCAAAAAACUCACGGACUACGCCUUCGUUCACUACCGUUGCCGUGACGACGCCAUCAGCGCGCUCAGCCUGAUGAACGGCGCGCAGAUCGACGGCGCCACCGUGGAAGUGACGCUUGCAAAACCUGCGGGACUCAAAGAGGGGCGGAGCCAAACUGCGCCGCCAGGGCCGGGGCGGAGCUACAGCAGCAGCAGGGGGUACCUGGGGAGCCAAAAUGGAGGGGGAGGAGCCUAUGUUCUCCACAGGGAGGGAGGUGGGAGGGACUUAUGCUCCCCCCUCAGAAACAUGCCCCUGCCGCCACGCCUGGGAAGCCCCUAUUUCUCAG
Messenger RNA from Notothenia coriiceps (black rockcod), 631 nucleotides. Its product is annotated as probable RNA-binding protein 46. The record is from RefSeq and is a predicted model, not a curated record. The transcript has 2 exons. NCBI's taxonomy places the organism in Eukaryota, Metazoa, Chordata, Actinopteri, Perciformes, Nototheniidae. Gene Ontology annotation, molecular function: RNA binding. The annotation marks the transcript as partial.